Cryptosporidium ubiquitum is the source of this 1011-nucleotide messenger RNA. RefSeq lists its product as uncharacterized. Gene Ontology annotation, molecular function: palmitoyltransferase activity. The coding region runs from base 1 to 1011 and encodes 336 amino acids. NCBI's taxonomy places the organism in Eukaryota, Apicomplexa, Conoidasida, Eucoccidiorida, Cryptosporidiidae. The record is from RefSeq and is a predicted model, not a curated record. The transcript has a single exon.
AUGAGUAAAUUUGGAAGAUGCAUGGACAUUAUUAUAAACUCUUUUGAAUGCUUUGCAAAGUUUCUUGGUCAUUUCCUAAUAGCUUUUGUAUUUUUUGCAAUCUCAUUCUUGUAUACAAGUGGCACAUUUUUUAUUUUUCCUUUUAUGAUCAAAAACUCAAUUAUUCUCAUAUUCACAAGAUUAACACUGCUUUUUUUUACUGUAAAUCUUGUAUAUAAUUAUAUUUUAUGCCUUAUUAUUUGCCCUGGGUUUGCAAAUCCCAGCAACAAAUAUGAGGUCACAAGGAGUGAAAUAACGCAAUUAGAUAUUGAAAAUGGUGAAUCUCUAUUUUUAGAAAGCGAAAAUAAUUGUGUAACUCAAUUUGAAUAUAGGUUGAAUAUUUUAGAUGAACGCACUCCUCCAAAUGAACAACAUUUUUUACCAGAACACUACACAACUAGUGGUAAAAAUGAUUUGUUUAUUGAACCAAACAAAAGUUACAUGAAAAAUUGUUCCAAAUGUAAUGCAAUAAAGUAUCCAAGGACUCAUCAUUGUUCAGUUUGUAAUAAAUGUAUUUUAAAUAUGGAUCAUCAUUGUCCAUGGAUAGGGCAGUGUGUUGGUCUCUAUAAUCGGAAGUAUUUUGUUUUAUUUUUGGCUUGGUCAUUUUUAAGCUGCUCUUUAAUUUCCAUAUUUUCAAUACCAAUGAUUAUAAUAUUAAUUUCAUCUUUAUCUGGAAUUGACUAUUACAGCGACAAGUCACUUUAUGACAAUAUCACUUUCCAAGGAUUGCUUUUUACAUCAGUACUUUCAAUUUCCUUUUCUUUAGGUACUGGUGCGUUGUUUUUUUUUCAUAUAUACCUUUUAGUAACAAACCAAUCAACUAUUGAAUACCACCAAAAUUUGUUUACUAGAAAAAAUUUCAAUGAAGGUGAAGUUCGGAUAAACCAAUUUGACAAAGGUUUUUCCAAUAAUAUUAAAGAAAUUAUGGGCACAAAUAGAUUUCCUCUAAUACUAUUUCCCUGUUUUUAUUAA